AACAAUUAUUAUCUUGAUAUACAUGUACUAUAUAAAACCUUAGAAGAGAGAGUUAGAAAUGUUUAGUUUUUCUUUAUUUUUGGCCCUUAAGCACCUUUUGACUAUCAGAAAAUAUAAAAACUUGGAAGAAACCAGCAAAAGAGGAGAGGAGGGAGGCAAGUCAUGCGAAGUCGCUGGCGGUGGAGGCGCCGAGACCGAUCCACGGAGAGAGCCAGAGUCAGACAGAUCGCUGCGGGAGGGAGUGGAGCUUCGAGUCUGCAGCCGUACGGAGGCAAAGCAUCAUUAACCAAUGGAAGUCUUCGCUCAGGCGCUGGUAGGGGAGGGAAGUGCUGUUUGAAUCGCAGACUGAAGCCGGGUCGGGUGGAGCUUCUGUGUUGGUUGGGUCUGGGCCAGGUUGUUGGCCCGUUGCACUGAAGCCGGGUCGGGUGGUGCUUCUGUUUGAAUUGCAUAAUCGUACGAUUUUGCGAGAUAUCUCAGUCUAUUUAAAGUCUUAAUCCUCACAGUUCUCUUCCAUGAAAUUAAAGAGCGUCAAAAAAGAAGAGUGAAAAACAAUACUCACACUUCAAUGGCUUCUCCUUCUCUCUCAGUUCCCUACGCUCUUCUUCCAAGCCUUCAACAAACACACCUCAUUGAUGAUGAUGAUCCUAUAACUGUUGACCGAAGCAUCUUCAGUUUAUCAGAGAAAAAGCUUUAUGAAUGGAAGAACAUAUUGAAGGGUCAUGUUGGAGCAUGGUGUGUUGGUUCUUCUCAUGGUUGGAUUAUACUUUUGGAUCAGAAUGGAGUUCCACUUCUUCUAAACUCUUCUUCUUCCACUACCAUUAACGUACCACCUCUUCCCCUUUCAUUCUUGCACCCUGUCACAUAUUCUUACUUUGCUGAAUACUUAAGGAAAACCUUCAUAGUCAAAGCAAUCUUGAUGUGUUCUUCCUCUCCCUCAAGCUACAUUCUUGCCAUCAUAUAUGGUUCCAACUACAAGAUUGCUUAUUGCAACUCUGCAACUUGGGUUGAGCUCUCUGAUGAUGAGCAAUCUUAUAGUGACAUUGUGUUCAGCAACAACUAUCUCUAUGCCUUGACACAAGAUGGUUCUGUUGAAGUCUGGAAUAUUUGUGGGCAAAUUCCUAAAAGAUUGAUUCUUUUAACACCACCUGUGGAGGCAAAUUAUGAAGAGGAAAAACCAUAUUUAGAAAAUAAUUUCUCAAGAAAUUUAUACUUAAUGGUAUCUGCAGAAGAAAUCUUGCUGGUGACAAGAUUUAUUGGGAAUUUUGUGAAUGAUGACGGGUUGGUAAUAGAAGAAGGAGAUCUUUUAUCAUCUGAGGAUACACAACCAUUGAUUUGUCCUUAUAGAACAAAGUAUUUUAGUGUUUAUAAACUUGAUAUUGAAGACAAGAGAUGGAAAAAGAUGAGAUCUUUACAUGAUAAAGUUCUGUUCUUGGGUGCUAAUGAGUCUGUAUCAAUGGAUGCUAAAGCUUGCUUAGGGUGUGAAGCAAACUCGAUCUAUUUCACAGAUGAUAGGUGGGAAGAGAUGACUUUGGACUACAUGUAUGGUGGACAUGAUUGGGGUGUUUUCAAUCUUCAAGAGAAAUGUAUUAAGAGCCUCAUGCAAUGUGCAAAUAGGAUUGAUCCUCCACCAAUUUGGGUAGUUCCAUAGUAAUUUAGAGUUUGCCAUUUAGAAUGAUAUGGUUCUUUUGUAAUUGAUUUUUUUUUUUUUUGUUUUUUCUGUAUUUGACAAUUCAAAAAAUCAUGUAAAGAACUUAAGAUUCACUGACUGUUUUUAAGUACAUAUGACACAUUACAAUAUAUCUUUUUCUUUCCUCCUAGUAAUC
This is a messenger RNA of Arachis ipaensis, 1823 nucleotides long. RefSeq names its product F-box protein SKIP23. The record is from RefSeq and is a predicted model, not a curated record. NCBI's taxonomy places the organism in Eukaryota, Viridiplantae, Streptophyta, Magnoliopsida, Fabales, Fabaceae.